CAAAUGUCAAAAUUAAACGUCAGUCAUUUAAUCUUUGUUAUCGUUUAUGUUUUAAUGUUUAUUUUAAAGAGAUGAGCGAUGAAUCCCGUUGUGGACUUUCCACCCCAACCUCAUGUUUUUCUACAUGUCCUUCAAUCGAAACAGGAUCGGAGGAUCAAUUACCACCGGCCUUGGUUACUGAAGAGCUCCAGUUAGCACUCAACAAGGAAGCCACAGAAAGCGAGCUAAAAAAAGCAGUAGAAAGAUGUAAAGAGCUGGUUUUGAACUGUGAGCAAUGUUCUGUUGAACGGAGGUGGUUGGUAAGACAUUUAAUUGAGUUAAGGUUAAGAUUGCAGGAGUGUAGGGAAGCUUUGGUUGAUCCUAAUCAUCCUAGAAAUAAAAGUAGUGGUGUUUCUAGAAGGGUUAUUAGAGGACAUCAUUUGAAUUUACAGCCUUUGUUACGAUCUUCUCAAUCUAAAUAUUGUGAUCAUUGUACUGGCAUUAUAUGGAGUGUUGUUCAAGCUUGGUAUGAAUGUGAAGAUUGCGGGUUUUCUUGUCACCACAAGUGCUUAUCGUCAAUCGUUAGAGAUUGUGCUCAUAUCAUCGCCAGUGAAAGGGGUGGUUAUGAACUGCGUAUUUGUCCGGAAACUGGAAUGAGCGCACAGAAAUAUUUGUGUGCUGAGUGUAAAACACCUUUGGCAGUCACUGUACCUAAAGGAUUAUCUUAUUUGGUCAAAUUGAUUCUACCAGGUAUGGGCAUGGAUAUAAGACGUUGUGACUAUAAUGGUAUGUAUUACUGUUCAGCUUGUCAUUGGGGAAGUUUAGCAGUAACACCAGCGCGUGUAGUACAUAAUUGGGACAUGACACCACAUCCUGUGUGCCAAGCAAGUUUACAACAGCUCAAAGUAACAUUAAAUAGGCCUUAUAUUGAUUUAGAAAAAGAAAAUCCGAAAUUAUUUACACUUGUUCAUGAGUUAAAUUUAGUUAAAAGAUGCCGACAAGAACUUCACGGAAUGCGAAAGUAUUUAUUAAUUUGUCGCAUCGCUAAAGAGGAUCAUUUGUUAUGGAAAUGUGUUGAAAUACCGCAUUUAAUUGAAACGGUCAAUUUGUAUAGUUUGCAAGAUUUGGUGAAUACCGAGAGUGGUGAAUUAAUAACUAAGUUGCAUAAUUUGUAUCAGAUUUUUUCGAAUCAUAUUAAAAAGGAUUGCCAGAUUUGUAAGGGUAGAGGUCACAUAUGCGAGAUUUGUUCAAAUACGGAAGAAUUGUUUCCUUUUGAUGCGAUCGCCGUCCUUUGUCCUGAUUGUGGUGCUGUUUAUCAUAAAAAUUGUUUCAGCCGAAAGAACAACGUUUGCCUGAAAUGCAUUCGCAUCAAAGAGAGGCUUAAGAAGGCUGAAAUUAGCAAUGACGAUGAUUAAUCUGUGAUAUAUGUAUGUUUUUAUAGUAUCGAGUUUACAUGUUUUCAUCAAUUUUUAAAUGUGUUGUUUCUUUUAAUCAGUUUAAAUUAUUUUUUUAUUAAUGUUUCUCUGUGGAAAAGUUUAUAUCUAUGGAGAUAAUGUGAUUACGGAGUUUUUAAUAGUUCAAAAGUAAACAGCUUUUAAAAUAUAAUAAAUAAAUAAGGUGUUUUGAUACUUUAAAA
Molecule: messenger RNA, 1615 nt
Organism: Onthophagus taurus
Lineage: Eukaryota; Metazoa; Arthropoda; Insecta; Coleoptera; Scarabaeidae
Gene: DEF8
Product: differentially expressed in FDCP 8 homolog
Source: RefSeq, a predicted model, not a curated record